AUGGGCUCAAAGGUCAAGUACGAAUUGGACAAGGAGACUGGUCUCUUGAAGGUCGACCGUAUUCUCUCUUCAUCUGUGGUCUAUCCGACCAACUAUGGCUUCAUUCCACAAACCUAUGGUGAAGAUAAUGACCCACUUGAUGUUUUGGUAUUGAUGCAACAAUCUGUUGCUCCAAUGAUUUUCCUCAGAGUCAAACCAAUCGGUGUCAUGAUCAUGAUUGAUCAAGGUGAGAGAGAUGACAAGAUUGUCUGUGUUCAUGCUGACGAUCCAGAAUACAAUCACUACAAUGAUAUUGCUGAAUUGCCACCACACAAGUUACAAGAAUUGAAGAUUUUCUUUGAGGACUAUAAAAAGUUGGAAAAGAAGGUCGUUAAGGUCGACGGUUUCCAUGGUCCAACUGAAGCCCGUCAAAUUGUUGCUAAGGGUAUCAAGGCAUACAAGGAAUACGUCAAGGAAAAGGAGAAGAAAGGACAAAGUUUAAUGUCACCUAAGUUGCAAGCUUACAAGACAUUCUUUGGAAACGAACAAUAA
Molecule: messenger RNA, 531 nt
Organism: Naegleria fowleri
Lineage: Eukaryota; Heterolobosea; Eutetramitea; Acrasida; Naegleriidae
Exons: 3
Coding region: 1-531 (176 amino acids)
Biological process (GO): phosphate-containing compound metabolic process
Cellular component (GO): cytoplasm
Molecular function (GO): magnesium ion binding; inorganic diphosphate phosphatase activity
Source: RefSeq, a predicted model, not a curated record